Molecule: messenger RNA, 2705 nt
Organism: Vigna angularis (adzuki bean)
Lineage: Eukaryota; Viridiplantae; Streptophyta; Magnoliopsida; Fabales; Fabaceae
Product: rhodanese-like domain-containing protein 7
Exons: 5
Coding region: 77-1498 (473 amino acids)
Source: RefSeq, a predicted model, not a curated record
GCCCGGGCGGGGACCCGAGUCGUACUUUUGGGUUGAAAAGCUUGGCUUGGUUCAUUUUACAUACAAAAUAACCGAAAUGGAAGCAUAUCCAAACGCGGCUUCCAUGCUGAGAAGCAGAACCAUAAUACCUCCUCUUCCACCAUUACUCGCCCUCAGUGCAAGGCUUCCAUCACCGUCACAGUCACCGUUACUGUCACCCUCCGUUACCCCCUCGGAAGCCACACUAUCGUGUUCUGGAACCCCGAAACCCUCGUUCCACAGUUUUUCUCUCUUCUCCAAUUCUCACACUCUUCAAACCAUGACGCUCUCCAAGUGCUUCUCUCACAUUGGGCCCACCGUCCCCAUUCCGGACCCACCCGGAUCCGAACCCGAACCCGAUUCCCCUCUCGUGGUGGUUUCCUUCUACAAAUUCGCGGAUUUUCCCGAUCAUGCUCUCAUGCGAAGCCCCUUGAAGCAACUCUGUCAACGCCUGCGUGUUUCAGGUGGAAUUAUUCUUGCGCCUGAAGGGAUCAAUGGCAGCAUCUGUGGAACUCGGGAGUCAGUUGAGGCUGUUCUGGCAUUUGCCCAAGGUGAUGAUCGAUUGAAGGGACUAAGGCGAGUGGAAUCACCUGUUGGUCCUGAGGAGGAGGCCAUCCAUCAUGGCCAUAGUGCUGCUUCUCCUCUUGCUGCUGGGGAAGAUGCGCCCUUCCGAUGGGAUCAUGUGAGGGUCAAGUUGAAGAAAGAGAUUGUUACUCUUGGGAUGCCUACUGUGUCACCUAUUGAAAGAGUUGGAAAAUAUGUUGGCCCAGAAGAUUGGAAUGCUUUGAUCAAUGAUCCAGAUACAGUGGUUAUUGAUGUGCGGAAUAACUAUGAAACCAGAAUCGGAAAGUUUAAAGGAGCAGUUGAUCCAUGUACUACAUCAUUUCGUGAAUUCCCGUCUUGGGUAGAGGAGCGUUUCCAGCUUAGCGAAACAGACGAUGGUAAGAAUCCAAAAGUUGAGGUAAACAAUUCAGUCCAACCUGCUGAAAAAGAAAUGGAGAAUCAAAAACAACAUAUGCCACGCGUUGCAAUGUAUUGCACUGGAGGUAUUCGUUGUGAGAAAGCUACAAGUCUACUUCUCAGCAAAGGUUUCAAAGAGGUUUAUCACCUGGAAGGUGGAAUUUUAAAAUAUCUUGAAGAGGUUCCAGAAACAGAAAGCCUCUGGGAAGGGGAAUGCUUUGUUUUCGACAAACGAGUCUCUGUGGAGCAUGGCUUGGUGCCAGGAAAUUUCAAACUCUGCUAUGGCUGUAAACAGCCUGUGAGUGAUGCUGACAUGGAGGCCCCAGAAUUUGAAUAUGGAGUUUCCUGUCCUCACUGUUUUGCACUGAAAUCUGAUGAAGAGAAGGAGAGAGCUCGAGCUCGACAAAGACAAUUUGAGAGAUGGGGAAUCAUAGGUGGUCCAGACAAGGGUCGCCGCCCAACUACUCAAGAACCGGAAAGUCUUAGCAGGAAUCCAAACCAGCUUUCACGUUCUAUUUAACUACUCGGUCGGACCAGGAAAGAUGAGAUCGCUUCUUUCCCAUCCAUUUUGAACGAUUGUUUGUCCUACUCUUCUGCCCCUUGAAUUUAUUUGGAGUGCAUGAAACUAUAGAUGUAUCAACUCUUAAAUAUGAUUCCUUCCAUACAAAUCAUUUGGUGUCUGUCUUGUCUCUAGAGAAAGGACGCCCCUUUCUUGACAUUCGAUGUGUGUGUAUUGUUGUAACAUAGCAAGGCUAGAAAAUUUUGUUCUUUGCAAUCUUUACUCUGUUACUUAGUAAAAUGUUGUGAAACCACUAAUUUUAUAUACCAAUUCACUUUCCUAUAAAAAUUUUGCACUAGGUAAUAUAACUUAAUUUUGAUAUAUAAUCGACGUAACGGAUUACUUGACAAUUUCUACAUACUAAGUAGUGUAUUCAAAUUAAACUGUCAAUGUUCUCAGGUUUCGGUUUCAGUUUCAUUUCACUUGAAUGUAGGCUGGUAUCUCAACAUUGAAUGAGCAAAUAAAGACACAACAUAUGAUGAAGAUAAAGAGAAGGUCUGAGUCCUAUGAAAUUCAUUUGUGUAUCUAAUCAACCAAAUUCUUCGAUACAAUACGAUGGGACACUAGUUUAUUUCAAAUACAAGUAUGGAGUCAAAAUGAUAACAAAGCUACUUCCUGUUAUUAAGAAGACUCUUGUGGGAAACCAUCACUGUUAUGUUUUUUGAGAGCUUGGAAUACUUGAGAGCUUCUAUCAAAUAUCUUAGCCCUUCUGUUGUAAUCAGUAGGAUCUUUUCCCACAUCUUCACCCAUUAUAGCUUCCCUUUCUAAACACUCCAACAGCUCCGCAAUCCCCUCUCCUUCUCCACAGUUAUGUCUAAACCUUGUCAUUCCAUUCCUACCCUUGUCAUCAUCUUCAUGCGGUUUCAUCUCAUCUUCCGCUUCUCUCUGCAAACCCCAUUUUGCACACCCUACUACAAACCCAUUAUCCCCAUUAUUAUUCUCUUUCCGUUGCACCACAAAAGAAGCAUGGCUCUGAGAAGAAGUGCUGACCUUGAAGCUCAAAUCUCUGGCCAUGGUAACUGAUGACGGUGUCACUUUAUUUGAAGAGACAAGGGUUUGACAUGGAAUAGCAGGGUUAUAGGAGUUACUGAUAGAAAGAGAAGAGAUCUUGAGGGAAUCAGCAACAUACAAAGACCCUAUCAUGCCAAACUUUGGAUGGAUUAUGUAU